UCUCUCCCUGGAAGAGAACAGUGGAGGUGAGAGUUCUGCUUCCCCUUCUAGAGCAGCCAUAUCCUGGGAGAAGAAAGUACCUGUCUCCUCCUGCCUCUGUUCCUUGUUCCUUGCAGAGAGCCCCACCCUCCCAUUCCCCCCCGCCCCGCCUCAUCCAUCUCCACCUGCCAUUCCACACCUAAACCCGGUGAUGCCUCGAGAUACAUGACACUCCUUGAUGUUUGACUGAAGCAUUAGUCACUGGAGGACUUGUGCAGUUUUGUGUCUGCCUUUCUGUCUAUUGAGUUGCACCAAGUUAGAGAGCUGAAAGUCCAAUAGUGUUUUUGGAGCUCUCCUUAUCCUUGAUGUGCAGAGGAUCGGUGACAGGAGACAGCGGACUCUGUGACUCGAUCUCCUGGUUAAUGGUCUAUGCCUGAAACACUGGGUGCGCUGUGAUCUGCGCAUCCUGCUCCACAUCAUCGGAGAUGUUUUGGGUAUGUGAUAUGAUGGGAGGUGCAAUACGGAAUCUCCUUUCAACUCAUGCAUUGCCCAUGGCUGGAUCUGUUACUCAGGUGUCCAACCUGCUGCUCUUCUUAAGUUGCUGGACUCUCAACAAGCAUCAGCCCCAGCCAGCAUGGCCAGUGGUCAGAGAUGAUAAGAGUUGCAGCUCGACAUUUAGAGGGGAACAGGUUGUUUAGUCAGGAUCUAGUAUAUUCUUUCUUAAUCUUUGGCAAUGGAAAUUCCAAAGAACUUUCCUCAAUCAAAUAAAUUGCUGCACACUACAAAGUGACAAAAAAUUCCAAAUGGGAACCUUUUUUUUUACUGAUGGCAGAAGAGAAAUAGUGUGUGGGCUCAGUAUUUCCUUCCUCUUCCUAUCUUAUAGCACUGUAUAGUACAAUGCAGGAACAUUUUUGGGGACCAGAAAAGGAGACGGUGUCCCCUUUCUCUGCUGAAACUUCCCCCAUUCCACAAGCCCUAAAUAGGAUUAUAAAACUUUCAUUUCCUGGUAGACUGAGUCCUGAGCAGAAAUAUUUCGGUUUGGGGUUGGGAUGCAGUAAUAUUUUAUUGGGGAUUCCCACUUCCUAUCAUUGUAAUUUUGAACUUCAAAUCUGUCUUAGCCUUGUAUUUUAUUGUGGGUUUUAACUGAUAAUGUUAUAUUUUUGGUGUAUCUUCUGCAUAUCACCUUGAAUACUAGUUGACUUAGCAAUUAAUAAUUGAUAGGAAUAAACAAUCGCUCCACUUCAUAUUCCUCAUCUGUAAAAUGUUCUGCAUCUUUUGUGGAUAUGUUCUCCCUGCCCCCUUUUGUGUUUUAGAUGGCUUAUUAAAACGUUGUUUGUUUUAUUUAUGCUUAACUUUACUUCAAAAGUUCUCCUAUCGGUGUACUAAAGUGUGAAUUAACUAUCCACAUAACAAUAAACACAACUUUUAAACAGGCAAAUAAACACACUGAAAUGCAAGACAAUCUCCAGAACUAAAAAGAAAACCCCAAACAGAAUAGGGCACAGUUCCAAAAUCACCUAAGAUAUUUCCAUUUUGAUUGAAAAUGAAUGAGACGCAGGAUAAUAAACCAACCCUUUUGAUAGCAGCUCACCAUUAAAUGUAUUCAGAUGCAGCACACACUAUUUAAUCUAUCAUCUACCUUGGCUGGAGACUGAGUUUAGAAACAGGUGAGUCUCUGCUCUGAUGGGGAUAGGCUUUCCAACACCUUGCAUAGCUUUCAGCUGCUUCAAAGGUGCUGGCUUGUCGAAUUGAAGGAACUUUCCCCCUCUUUUUGCCUUCCUCUUUUUCUACAGGAAUUUUAGAAGCAAGUGGGCGUGGUUUAUUCGUCCCUCCUUAGAGGCAGGGAAUAAAUGCUGGCAACUUCCACGCACACUUUCUGUUAUUGGGGAAGCAUUCUUUCUCUUCUCCAGAAAGGAAGAGAAAACAGAAUUUGGGAGGAGAUUGUGUCCCUUUCUGAGGGGUUUUCCACAGGUGUAGCUGUAAACACGGGGAGAAGAACUGGGAUAAGAGCUACCGGCAACUUAGGAAGCGGCUUGUAAUGUUCUGUUUAAAUAGGACUUUGAACUGUGUUUUCCCUCCAGCCCCUUCCAUGUACUAAGAGGAGAGUAAAGGUGCUCUUUGUAUUCCAUGCUUGGAGCUGACUUUAGAGCCAUACACCAGAACGGCUGCUGGUGAGGCACCUACUGUUGGAAAAAUACCUGAGACGGAAAGCCAAGCCAAAAGCUCCUCGUCCUCCAUCUGAGACAAGGAUCACUGACUGUUCUUCUUUUGAUGAGUCAGAACUAACUAACUUCACCAUGGAGCAAAAAGAAAAUAUAAUCGACAGAGACAUUGAGCUGUCUGUGGUUCUCCCAGGUGAUGUGAUCAAGUCUACUACUGUUAAUGGAAGCAAACCAAUGAUGGACUUACUGGUAUACCUUUGUGCACAAUACCGUUUGAAUCCUGCCAGCCAUACCAUAGACCUGAUGACAGUCGAGAAAAAGCAGAUCAAAUUUAAACCAAAUACACCCAUUGGGAUGAUUGAAGUCGACAAAGUGAUUUUAAAGCCAAAACAGAUGGAUAAAAAGAAGCCUACUCCUGUCAUCCCAGAGCAAACUGUGAGAGUCAUUGUAAACUACAAGAAGACACAGAAGACUAUUGUCAGAGUUAAUCCUCACGCACCACUGCAAGAUAUCAUGCAAAUCAUCUGCAGCAAAUGUGACUUCGACCCUUUACACACUCUGUUACUGAAGACUUACCAAUCUCAGGAAACUCUUGACUUGACCAAAUCCCUAAAUGAGCUUGGGCUCAGAGAAUUAUAUGCUAUGGAUGUCAGCAGAGUCACACCGACUGCUGAAUUCAGCUUUUCAUCUUUACAGGACUCUUGCCAAAACUCGCAAAAUUCAGAUAUUUUGAAGGAAAAAGAAAAUAAAGGAUUCUUCAGCUUUUUUCAGAGAAGCAAGAAGAAACGAGAACAGACCGCCAGCGCUCCUGCAACUCCAUUAAUGAAUAAGCCAAGACCAACCUUUGGCAUGAGAGCUAAUACAAUCUCCAAGCAGUAUGACUCAAAUACCCUUCCCUCUGAAAUGCCGAAGAAGCGACGAGCCCCCUUGCCUCCAAUGCCUGCUUCCCAAAGUGUGCCCCAGGAUCUUGCACAAACCCAGGGCAGACCUAUGACAUGCGUGGUGAAAUCCAGCAGUGUGGAUGAAACUGAUAAGGGACUUUCGGGAAUAGGAAUAGUGAGAACAGGUUCUCUUCAGCUCAGUGGCACAUCUUCCGUCAAUUCUUCUCUGAGGCGAGCAAAGCGCAAAGCCCCAACGCCACCUCCCAGAAAAUUGCAAGGCCAAAGUGACAACAGCAUUGAGACAGGAUCGGAGUCUGCAGAAUCAAUUCAUGCAGAAGGCACCAUCAAAGGAAGUUACUCAGAAGCACCAUCUCCAACAGGCAAUGUAAUUGAUCUAACUGGGACCACAGUGUCAACAACAAAUGCCUCGUGCAGCUUGGAGCCAACCAAUCAUGACAUAAACAAUACCCUGCAAGUCCCAGAUGAAACUAAUCUGGCUAAUGCUGAUAAUCCCGAUGAAUCUGAAGUGUCUCUUAAAUCCGACAUAGGCUCCGAAUAUAGUCUAGAGGAGAUAGAUGAGAAGGAAGAAAUACUUGAAGAAAGUGCAGGGGCUCCUCUCACUAUGCCAGAGGCCCCCAUCUCCUUCAGCACUCCUGAAAUUCCACGGGGCGUUCAGAAAAACGAGACUGCUUCAUUGGGUUCAGAUCCUAGCAUUGGGUGUGGCGAUACUCUGCAAGACUCAAAUGGAGAAGAAGUAGAAAAUAAGACUGCACGGGAGAAAGCUCAACAUAGUCAAGUGUUCAUUGCAAAUAUCACACUUGGCAGCGCUAAGCCACUUGGAGCAUUGCAGCCAAAUGCAAGCAAUGGUCACAGUGAUGCAAAAUUUCUUUCUCCAACAGAAGAAAGUAAUAUUGAUGCAAGAGAAAGUAACAAGCUUGAAUCAUAUCAAAAUGACAUAACUGUAAAUCAGGAAUGCAGCCCUCAAGCAUGUCUAGGGGUGCAAGAUAAAAAAUGGGAUCAGUCCAGUGUGGAGACAGUAAAGACUCAGGAUGUUGCAAUUCAGGCAACCCCACCCAAUGGUAAUUUGGGUCAGACUGCACUAAGGGAGAGUACUGGUCCUCAAGGCGGCCAACUGGUCACACGCAAAGAUUCAACUCACCUGCACAAAUCAGCUCAGGAGAACCAACCCUCAGGGUUCCUCAGCAGGGUACAUGAGACCGUAGGAACUAUGACAGAGUUCAACCAACAAAGCGAACAGUCGGCACAUGACCGAGCAAAUUCUAACAACCACCAAUAUAACACAGUUGAAAAGGAUAGUCCCAUUUUACCACAGAACGUCAUCAAAAGCCCUGCUAGUUCUCCUCCAAAAGGUUACCCACCUCACUGGCAAGACUCUAAACCUAAACCUAAACCUUCCAAUGAGAUUACAAGAGACUACAUACCCAAAGUUGGAAUGACUACCUAUAAAAUAGUGCCUCCAAAAUCUCUGGAGAUAGUGAAGAAUUGGGAGUCGGACCCUGCGGAGGAUCGUGAAGCAGCCCACUUGCACAUGUCUCCCAAGGAGAAUUCCCAGGAAUUUGGUACGCAAACAGAAAUGCUUAAUAACUCCAAAAGCCUGAGCCCAACAGGACCUGUUUUUAGACAUGAAGUUACGUUGCUAGGGAACGAUUCGCUGCAUAAAACAUACAGUGUUGAUAAUGCCACAGUUCCUCUCCCUAAUGCCGAAGGGAGGAAAAUGGAAGUGGAGCAUUACAGACCUGGUCCACAACAUGUUGCAGCUCCAUUUGUGCUAAGCACGGAAAAGAAAAGUCCGCCCCCACCGGUGCAAGAAAAACCAAGGAUCUUAAGUCCUACAGGAAAACCAAGCAACUUCUAUUUACAGAUGCAAAAGAGGGCUUCUUCUCAUUAUGUAACGUCUGCAAUUGCAAGAAGCAAUUCCAUUAGUAGCCCUACGCAAAACGAAGCUAAGAGUAUGGAGCCAGAAAAAAAGUUGGCCUCGCCAGAUCAUACUUCUUUUCCAUUUCCUAGAACAGUUACUGUUCCUUCUCAAUUAGUAGAGGAAAAGACUGAAAACGGACACAGCGAGGAAAAGACAGAAGUCACCACUCCUCCUGUAACAAUGCCCAAACCUCUGAAUUCCCCCUGCUCCCAGCCUCCUCCCUUAAAUCUGAAAACCCUGAGGACUUUCGUUUUGCCGCAGCCGUAUUCCAGCUCCAGGCCGUCACCUUUUGCUCUUGCUGUAUCUUCGGCAGUUAGGAGGUCGCAGUCGUUCAGUAAAACAUGUGCCAGUGCACCCAGGCCACUGAAAGAGCAAUUGUCCCUUGACCUUUCCUCAUCGGUGUCCAACACGGAGAUAAAGAACCAUUCUCCUUUACAGAGCCCAACUGGACAGCUGCAACAGAAUGUUGCAGAGAAGAAAAAUAAUUGUGCAACCCAUGAGCAAAAUAGGCAGGUGCCCUCUCUAUCUGGCCACCCAACAACUGCCGUCUGUCAGAGAGGGAUUGCUGCGACUCUCCAGCGCCCUGACCCGGAACAGAUCCACCAGAGCUUGCUGGCUGCAAUCCGCUCGGGAGAAGCUGCUGCCAAAUUGAGAAGGGUUGCGCCUCCGUCAAACACUGUUGCCAUUAACGGAAGAUCCAGUCUCAAUUCCUCGGUGUCCGUAGAAGCAAGAUACAACGAUCACUAGGACUUCAUACCAAAUAUUUUGCACUUUAUCCACUACUGCAUAAAACUACGGUUAAUUGCAUAUUGCUGAGGACUGUGUGUAAAUGCAAGGUUGCGUUGGUAUAUAUUGUCAAGUGAAGCACAGAAACUUCAUGGAAGUCCUGAAAGAGUUAUUAGAAUAGAUAUAAUUUAUAGCAAUAUUUUUUUGCCCUUUUAAAGCUGAAACUGCUGCUUCAGAACGCAUAACAUGGCAUAAAAGUUUUGUUCUUUUGCUGCUGUGAUCGGAUAACGUUGAUUUCCACUUUAGCCUUAAUUACUGAUGUUUAGCAAUUUGCUGUAUGAUGCUAAUGUAUGAAGCUCUUAACUGCCCAAUAAUAACGUUCACACAUGUAUGAAUUUAAAUGCAUAGUUCUGACACCUGUUGCCUUGGAUCAUUUGUAUUGGAAAUUUAUUGCUGUACUCUCUAGAAAUGCAGUUGGGCUAGUUUCCUUUCCUUCUGCUAAAAAUGCAGGACAAGAUCCAUCCAAAGUCAUGCUGCUUCAGAAUCCCAUCGGUUGCUUAAGUUCCAUGUUCAAAUCAGUAGGGUUUAAAAGUGCUUAACUCUGGCUGGAUCAUGUCUUUGCAGGAUAAGCAUUAUUGGUCUUUGUACAUUUUCCAGUACCAAAGUGAAGAAAUAAAAUAGCAGGUGAGUUUUCUUAUAAAUACUAGCAUUGUUACACGGUGUCAUGCACACUAGAAAGUGCCUUAACUGCUGUAAGAAUGCUGCAGUUGGCAGCACUGAUGAAACCACAGUUGUUUUCCAAAGGCAACAACUUGGUCAGCAUCCCAGGCCUCUAUAGAAGAAUCUGAGCAGCAUGUCAAGAGCACUUUUAAUCAACCCUUCCUCUAGGACAGGACAGGGAAACUGAGGCCAGAUGUGGUUCGAUUCCAGCUCCCUUCAGCCCCAGCCAGCAUCGCCGAUGGUCAGGGGUGGCGGGCGUUCCAUCUGGAAGGCCACAGGUUCUCUGGCCCUGCUCUAUGAGCUGAAUCAUUGAGGACAGAUCUGCGCAAUCUAAAAUGUAACAGGUAGUAGGUAUGAAUAGGAACCAGUGUUUAUUUUCUCACUACUGUGCUGACCUCUAGCAUACCCCAUGCUCCCAGCGUGCUGCAAGUGUGACAGCUGAGCAAAAAUAGGGAGGGGGAUGUGCUGGCCUGGGCCGGGACGCACAGUUUGGAAUCUGCAGGUGAAGCAUAUGGGAAAUUUUGUUAGCUGACAUGCAGAGGUCUCUCGAGAGGUAAUACAGCUCUGAAGCGCAGUGAGGACUCCAGAACUUUAUUUGGCAGUUGAUACAAAUUUAUGGGGGCUGUGGCUCAGGUACAGAUUGGGGCAUUCUCAAGGGCAUUGGCAUUGGCCCAGAGCUACCAAGUUUAAUUUGAACUUAUUUUGUAUAGGAGUUGACUGCAGGAGUUCAGUUCACAGAUAUUCUUGUUCUCAGAAAAAAGCAGUAUCUUAUUUCACAUUUGGGUAACUUUUAAAAUAUUUCUUUUAAGUUCAAAAAAUUAAAGCUAGGGGAUGCAAAACAAAACAAAGCCCAAAUUCCUCUUUUAGUAAGUAGGAGAAGAGGUGGUGGUGAUUUCUGCAUUAUAAAAGCUUCUUUAAUGACACUUUAAACAACAUAAUGUCAGCGAAGUAGUUUUACAGUCGAAUAAAUUCUACAGUUGUGAAGUUUAAAAAUUGCUACUGAAAUAGACAUGUUAGGUU
This is a messenger RNA of Zootoca vivipara (common lizard), 7427 nucleotides long. Lineage: Eukaryota; Metazoa; Chordata; Lepidosauria; Squamata; Lacertidae. The record is from RefSeq and is a predicted model, not a curated record.